AUGGAGUCGCAUUUCCAAAAUCCGCAGCCUGGUCACAACCACCAUGUGCAUUCCGGCCAUCAGCCGCCGCCGCCGCCGUCGCUGAGCCCCCACCUCAAUCAACUGACGCAUCUCCAACUCACCGGCCACUUCGGUCACUACCAUCAACAUUACCAGCCCCCGCAGCAACAACAGCGAACGCAAAUGCCGCUCGAAUACCCAGUCACCGCGGCGAGUAAUAUAGAAGUACCCGCUACCUACUGGCCUUCGCCGCAAGGAGAGCAAGUACUUCCGCUGCCAAAAAGGCGGACAGUCACUGGAACAGUUCGUGGUGGAGCUCACAGAACAAGCCCAGAAGUGCAAACUAGGGGAUCUACAGAACAGCCUAAUUAAAUGCAUGAUCACCUACGGAGUCAACAGCAACGAGAUGAGGGAGAAGCUACUACAGGAUGACUCACUGACGUUGGAACAGGCCAUUCACCAAUGCAAAGUGAUGGAGAAGGCAAAGCCGCGAAAAUCCAGAGCAAGAAGAUGGAAGCCACCGGGGAAGCAACGGGAACAGUAGACUUAAUUAAAUCACAGAAAAAGUUAGGUCAGAUACAGGUAGGUAAAAGUGUCUAC
This is a messenger RNA of Temnothorax curvispinosus, 600 nucleotides long. RefSeq names its product velvet complex subunit B-like. Bases 1 to 372 code for a protein of 123 amino acids. NCBI's taxonomy places the organism in Eukaryota, Metazoa, Arthropoda, Insecta, Hymenoptera, Formicidae. The transcript has 2 exons. The record is from RefSeq and is a predicted model, not a curated record.